AUGUCCGAGUGUGAGGAGUAUAAGAUUGUCUCGAUGACGGGAUCAUCAAGAACGGGGCCUCCACAGGCCCAGCAAGAAGAACCGGUGUCUCCUGAUCACUCAUCGGAGAAACUAUUCAUCAAACGAAAAAUGACACCUGUUCAACACCAAACUGAACCAUUGAUCCAAUUAACGCCACUCUGGGAACACGUGGUACGGACGCAGCAAUUUCCUCCGGAGGUGGACACAUGUUUAGUAUUCAAUGAGAUAUCAUCAAGACUCCGAGAUCCUGAAUGGGAGGUCCGUCAACAUGCACUUAGAGUACUGGUCGACGUAAUACCGACACUCGAUGAAGAGCGUGUCGACGAAAUUAUGGAACCAGUUGUCGGGGAGCUUAUCAAUAAUCUAGGCCAUCUUGCCCCGGCAGUACGCAAAGGCGCUCUGGAUACCCUCCGAGUUUAUUUGCUGUACAGUUCCACUCGAGACGCCAUUGUAAAAAACAUAAUUGACCGAGGGAUAAACAGGAACAAUUUCGACACCGACUCUCACAUAACUCUCGGAGUAAUCCUAAGCGCUCCCAGUUUGGUGUUUCCUUCAUCGCGGAACAUAAAGCCGUCCCGACAGAGUCUAAAAACAGUUAUAAAUGCGUUAGCGAGUUGUCUUGGAGACAUAAAGUACCAGGAAGUAGCGCUAAAAUCAUUAGUUAAAAUUCGGGACGCGAUUGGUGAUGAAUUUUUGUCUUACCUAGAGGACUGUCCAGGAGCAAAGGAGGAUUUUGAAAAUUUGAGCCAGGUUUACAAUGUUCAUUCUCUGCCGAAGCGGUCGAAAAAAGUCCGGAAAAAACGGCUCAAGCACGACAAACCUGUCCAGAAAAAUUCCGGGGAAGAGAAAGAAGAAAAGAGGGAAAGUAGAGAAGAAAUACUUCCGCCUUCGCGAGUUGUUCUUGAAACUGAGAUUAAAUUUAACAAGGAGACAGCUAUCACCAUGACAAUUCUCGAGGAAAAAGACCUGGACUCCGAUGAUAGUUUAGAUGGCCCGCUGAAGCUAGAGGACGCUUCGAAGAUCAAGGAAGAGUCGAAGGAAAUGUGGAUAGAGAGACGCAAAACACCUCGGCGUGUUCAUUUCGGCGGUGAAAUCGUCAAAUUGAGAACCCCUGACAGCGAUGACUCCCAAUUGGUUCCACUCAGCUCCAGAAUACCCUUGCCAAUUUCUCCAGUUACCAAAAUGCCGAUCUACAGACCCUCGAGGUCGGUGUCGCAUCCUUGUAGUCCCAGUUCUCGGUGCCAAGUUCCCAAAAGAUCCCGAAGUUUUUCCGCGAGUCCUAAAAGAAAUUAUAUUCACGACGGAACUUUGAACCCUGGGAAGAGUAUUUUGAGCAAAACUUCAAAAUUGUCUGCUGAUAAUUUGUACUUUUAUGACUUGGAAGAUGUCGACAGUGUUUUUGGGUUUAAAGAGAGCGAUCGCAGCUGGUCGUUUGAAAUUUUUGACGCGAUUGAUGAUUACACGGAAAAAAUACAGAGCUCGGGAGUGAAGGACAAGCGAAAGAAGAAAAAGAACAAGGUGGGAAGAAGAAAAGUAGAUGAUUUUAAUAACUUCAGGGGGUCAGAAGAAAAAACUAAUGAAAUUAAUUUUAUCGAGUACCCGGAGGCUAAAGUUGGCUCGGGUAAUUUCGAUAAAUCCUUUGAGCUGAAAAGUAAAAACGGUAAUUUAAAUGGUAAUAGAUCAAAUAUUAAUAGCGGGAGCAAAGAAAUGAGUAAAAAGGAUAAGGAUGAGUUUAAUGAGAGAAGAAAUAAAAAUAUAAUUGAUAACUUUAAAAAAGUAAAUGAUAAAUUACGGUCGCCAAGCACUUUUGAAAGUUUUCCGCGUAAAGAACGUAACUACAUACUUAUGGAACUCUCGAGUCCUAUUAAAGACAGCAGAAGUCGUCAAGUUUCUCCGGUUUUGUCUUCAUCGGGUGGUGGGUCAGAGCUUGCACAAUCAAAUAAAAAUACCCUAGAGUCGGAAAGUUUAUCUGAUCGUGUAUCUAUUGGUGAGUUAAAUGCUUCUGUUGUAUUAUCCACUAAUGAGACGUUUAAGGAAGAAAGUUUAAACACGGAAAAUAGCGAAACUCGGGAGGGUCGGGAGGAUAAAAAAGUAGAGGCUGGGGCUAACCAAGUGCCAGCGACAGCUAAAGAGGAUAAGAAAGAAAUAAAUGAAAACAAUAAAGAAUCUAAAAAGUUUUCCGAUAGUAAGACAGUUGGUAAGAAUUUUGAUUUGGGCAAUGAAAGUCGAACUUGCAGCAGCAGCGAAGGGGAGAACAAAACCCAAGAGCCGAGUUGGGAAGAACUUGGGCUUGUUGAUCAAGAAGUGCUUAAUGAUCUUCAUAAUAAGGUGAGUUUUGUUUAG
This is a messenger RNA of Cotesia congregata, 2364 nucleotides long. Lineage: Eukaryota; Metazoa; Arthropoda; Insecta; Hymenoptera; Braconidae. The record is from the annotation of a GenBank genome assembly.